GAGAUCGUGAGCUGUCACAUCACGUCAAUUUGACAUUUAAUUUACCCAAAGCAUUUGUUCGAGCGUUGAUAAUUAAUUUCCGUGUUUGAAAUAUUUUAAAAAUGGGAAUUUUCGCAUCCUGCUGUAAACCAUCCGCAACAUACGAGGACCUCACACCUGAUCCGGUAAUUGAAGUAAGACGACAACAGUUGGUCGCGGCUGCUGAAAAAAGACAAGCAGAGCAAGAAACACGAGGAAUUAAAAAUGUGGAUGCAGUGAAAAGGCAACAGCGAUUGGAUGAAGAGCGCAGAAAAAGAGAGGAAGUGGCUGCUCCUACUGAUGGUCCACUGAAGUGGCAAAUGGAGUGAGAAAAUUAAAACCUUUAAAUGUUAUGCAUUCGUCAAAGGGAAGUAUUAUUUAUGGUGAAAGCCUGUUAACAUUCAUGUGGCUGGUUUAUAUAAAUUUUCUACAACCCCUUUUUUACAUUAAAAUUUUAUAUAAUUGCUGAUUAAACUAAGAAAAUUACUAAAAAAAUAUUUACGAUUUUUACAAUCAAGAUUUAGUUAUCCUUGCAAUUUUCUUUCACGAAAUCAAAAUUAAAAAAAUCAUUAGAAAUUCUUCUUGAAUGUUAAUAGCAUAUUCUAUUAGGUACAGCCACAUUUUUUAUUUAAAUUACAAAUUAUAUUACGAUUAUUCGUACCUGCAGAGGCACUCGAGAAUAUUUACUCUGCUUUAUUUGUGAAUAGAUUUACAAAUCGCUUAUUGAAGCGUCUUCGAUUUCAUCGAAAAUGGUGUAUAAAUUAUGAAUAAAUAAUUUAUUAUUUAAUAACCUA
Belonocnema kinseyi is the source of this 812-nucleotide messenger RNA. It is a transcript of the gene Svip, whose product is annotated as small VCP/p97-interacting protein. Gene Ontology annotation, cellular component: endoplasmic reticulum membrane. The transcript is spliced from 3 exons. The coding region runs from base 102 to 347 and encodes 81 amino acids. Gene Ontology annotation, biological process: negative regulation of VCP-NPL4-UFD1 AAA ATPase complex assembly; positive regulation of autophagy; negative regulation of retrograde protein transport, ER to cytosol. NCBI's taxonomy places the organism in Eukaryota, Metazoa, Arthropoda, Insecta, Hymenoptera, Cynipidae. The record is from RefSeq and is a predicted model, not a curated record.